Messenger RNA from Blastomyces dermatitidis ER-3, 719 nucleotides. RefSeq lists its product as uncharacterized. Gene Ontology annotation, molecular function: ubiquitin protein ligase activity. The transcript has a single exon. The record is from RefSeq and is a predicted model, not a curated record. The coding region runs from base 16 to 306 and encodes 96 amino acids. NCBI's taxonomy places the organism in Eukaryota, Fungi, Ascomycota, Eurotiomycetes, Onygenales, Ajellomycetaceae.
CUGGGCCCAUGGGCCAUGACCCGUCACCCGCAAACCAUCGACGCAGAAUGCGGUAUCUGCAUGGAACCGUAUGUCGAGGUCAGGGAAGACACCGACGGUGUUGACAGUUCUAUUACUAGCCAGCGGGGACUUGUCUGGUGCAAAGCGCAGUGUGGCGGAAACCUGCACAAGGCGUGUUUCAGCAGGUGGGAGGCUCAGUGCUUGAGAGGUGGCCUAGGGCAAAGCCGUUGUGUGGUAACGUGUCCGUUGUGUUGCGCUGAGUGGAAGGAUGAGGAGCAGGGGGAGGAGGAGGAGAGAGUAAGGUAACACGGCGGCGCUUGUUGUUGUGGGUUACUUGUCGCUUUUUCUUUUUCUUUUUUUUCUUUAUAUAUUUAUUUUAAAUUGACGGCCUUUUCCCCUUCCCGACUCUCGCAUUGUGGACUGGGUGUUGUUUUCCAAAUGUGCUUUCUUCUUAUCUUGCCUUGAGUGUGUCUCUUCCAUUUCAAGAUGAUGCAUUCUCUCUUUUAUUUCGCUUUUUCCCCUUGUUCCCUCCUAGUCAGAAAGAAAGAGGUGCGAGCUGAAAAGACCUGGCAGGAUGAAGAACCUGGUAGAGUUUGUUUGACUUGACAUGACAAUGAUCAAACAAAUUUGGCCAACUCCUCACUCAAAGACAGAUAGACAGUCAGUCAGUGGUGAAAAUGUCAGGUCAAUAAUGACAAAUAUUGAAAUUUCAAUUUGGU